This is a messenger RNA of Pelodiscus sinensis (Chinese soft-shelled turtle), 969 nucleotides long. NCBI's taxonomy places the organism in Eukaryota, Metazoa, Chordata, Testudines, Trionychidae. The record is from RefSeq and is a predicted model, not a curated record.
AUGGCAGAACUUGGUGGAAGAAAGAGAGAGUCCCAGACAUUUCAGCAGCUUGCUGCAUUAGAGAGACAAGUGUUCGAUUUCCUGGGAUACCAAUGGGCUCCCAUUCUAGCCAAUUUCCUCCACAUCAUCAUCGUUAUCCUGGGCCUCUUCGGUACUAUUCAGUAUAGGCCACGCUACAUAGUGGUGUAUGCCAUCUGGACUGCAGUUUGGGUCACCUGGAACAUCUUCAUCAUCUGCUUUUACUUGGAGGUGGGAGGACUUUCAAAGGACAGCGAACUUUUGACCUUUAAUAUCUCCCAGCAUCAGUCAUGGUGGAGUGAAAACGGCCCUGGAUGCAUAAGGAAGGAGGCUCCCAUGGCUGGUAUAAAGGGACUGGACAGCCAUUCUUACAUCUCUGUGAUUGGUUGUGCUCUCGAGUAUCGCUACAUUGAAGUCAUGCACAGCUCAGUCCAGAUUCUGGUAGCGCUGGUGGGCUUCGUCUAUGCCUGUUACGUUGUGAGUGUCUUUACAGAAGAAGAGGACAGCUUUGAUUUCAUUGGUGGAUUUGAUCCAUUUCCUCUCUACCAUGUCAAUGAAAAACCCACCAACCUUUUGUGCAAGCAGACGUACCUGCCUGCAUAAGUAAGGAAGAGCCACCUUACACCUAGCAAUCAAAGGCGCUGCAAGAAAAGAAGCCGUCCUCAGCCUGGAUCUGUGGCAGAGGAAACACCUUUUUUUAAAAAAAAAAAAAAAAAAUUUUUACACUAUGAAUGUACGUUGAUGAAUGGCCACUAGGUUUUUUUUCAUUUUGUGAGUGUCCUGAUGAACUGUUAGUCCCACGGCCUAGCCUUACUGACCCAUGGAUGGGACAGUCUUGUCUGAGAUGAGCAAAUCCACGGGGAGCCCUCGAGUAUCUCUUGAGCAUGGGAGCUGAACUGCUUUCCACGAUGGAAUAAAGCUAUAAAGAAUAAAGUCCUGCUGAUCCCAGUG